Molecule: messenger RNA, 1983 nt
Organism: Sclerotinia borealis F-4128
Lineage: Eukaryota; Fungi; Ascomycota; Leotiomycetes; Helotiales; Sclerotiniaceae
Source: the annotation of a GenBank genome assembly
AUGUCAAAUACUAGCAUUCCCAACUUUUCUCGCCCCCUCUCUCCCAACCCUUCUCCCCCCAAAGCUCCCACCCGACCUCCGCCUCCACCUCCAAUGUCCGAUUCAGCGGCAAGCAAUACCGCGAUCUCAAUGCCUGUCUUGAGAUCCGGUAUUGAAAUUGAUUCGACUGCUUCCAACGAUCGAAUCAACCAGUCUGAGUCGGACAAUGGAGGGAUGGACGGCAGCGAGGAUAUUCACUCGUCGGCACGCCGUAGUACCGAUCCGAGCAGUAUUAGCGACACUGCUCAGCCUCGCGGCUAUUUAAACAUCUCCUCUUCCCCCACAACCUUGGUCCGCAAACCACGCAUAGAAAUGCGACCAAACCACCCCCUCCCACGCUCGGCCACCUGUCCCGAUCUCUCUUCUGCUGCUCCAUCUAUCUCAGAGCAGUACGAAUAUACACCAAAUCGAGAUGGAGCGAUCAGCCGCGCUGAUCGCUAUUCUCGCAUCAUUGACGCCGCCAUCGCAUCCUCCCCACCUCUUCCUCCUAGUAUCGCCGGUCCCUCUCGCCCUAGCGGCCUCAGAAACGUUAUUUUUCCCGAAGAUACACACGAAAAUGACGAAAUUACCCCUUCUGUCUCCUCUACAGCCUCCUAUUCACGAGUUCCGCGCUUUGCGCAUCAUUUAAAGCUUGGUGGUGCUCGUCACGGCAUGCAAAAGGCAUUUUCUAGCAUGAAACCAGCUUCUGCAAUCGGUCUACGAUUACCGAAGAAUCCAGCCUCGUCUGCUCUAUCUGGUUCAAAUUUUUCUGCAGGUGUAAAGCUGAUCGAUAUUGGAGCGCCGAUGGGAGUCAUAAAGAAGACACCAGAAGAAAUACAGGAGAUGCUUAGGGAAAUGGGAGUUAAAAGUGAGGAUUUACCUUCUGGUGGCGGCAGUAGUUCAAAGGGUAGAGCUGCUGCUGCUGAGGGUGUGGAGACUGCUGUUUUGGGGGCUGUGGAUGAGGGAGGUGAGGGCUUAAGUGAGGUUCAAAAGGGAAGGAGACCUGCUAGAUCGGAUUCUCUGGGUGCAAGUUCGACAGUUACAUCGACAGAUACACAGCCAGCCGUUCAAACGCCACCACUUACUGCAAACCAACUCGGAAAACUCCCGGCUCGCUCUGUCUCUCAGACUCAAUCUAUAUUCUCCACUACAAAUGAAUCAACUGCGACAAUAAAGCCAGCUCAAGAGAAACCCAAGGGCUGGUAUGCAACAGCAUCGCUGGAUGAGAUUCGCGAGACGCUUCCUCCUGUUAAACCUGAAGAUCUUAUUCCACCCGAGCAGAUACCUGGGUUUUUGAAUGAGUUACUGAGGGAUUUCGAGCUGUUGAAGAAUGUGGGUGUAUUGAAGGAUGAGGUUUUCGAUCAGGAGAUGCAGGGUUUGACUGAGAUGGCAUUUGGUACAAAUGAGGAGAGUGAGGGUGAGGGAGAAGGAGAAGAUGACGAUGAGGAUGAGGAUGAAGAAGAGAACGAUGGAGACGACUACGAGCAAGAAGACAAAUUCAUAUGGGGACAAGAUGGAGAACCAGAUCCUAAUUACGUAGACGGAGGCUGGUGCCAAGAAGAAAUCAGCAGUGCAGGCGUAGGACAGCGAUGGUUUCAAUUCGACCUCACGGAGAAUAUACUCGGAGGUCCUAAGUGUCCACUUACACACACAGAUCCUGAGGAAGAGGUUGAGGAUCAGGGUAUGGUGGGAGCUGAACAGCAUGUUGGUGCAGAGACACAGCAUGUUGAUGAGACAGCGCAAGCAGAAGCUGAACGGCAUGUUGGUGCAGAGAUACAGCAUCUUGAUGAGCCAGCGGCUGCGGAAGCUGCAGAUGCUGAAGAAGCUAGAGUUGAAGAGACAACGACGACUGGUACGGUUCAAACCGAAGUCGAAGAUCGAUUCGCAGACCCCGAGGAGGAUUUCGACGACGAUGCUCGCCCGCUUACACAAGUUGAUAUUUGGGAGAGGGAGGGUUUAUUGUAA